AUGGUACCCAGAGUGAGGGUUGAGGGGUGGUGAAAGGUGUCUAGUAAUUGGUGGUGCAGAUUUUUUCCAGCGCGUGUGCUGGGCUACCUGGUCGCCAUGGAGGCAAUCUUGACGGAGGAGCUUGAUGAGGAGGAGCUGCUGGUGAGAAGGCAUCGCAAAGAGAAGAAGGAGUUGCAAGCUAAAAUUCAGGGUAUGAAGAAUGCUGUUCCCAAAAAUGACAAAAAGAGGAGGAAGCAACUCAUAGAAGAUGUUGCUAAGUUGGAAGCAGAAAUGGGGCAGAAACACAGAGAGGAACUGGAGCAACUGAAGCUAACUUCUAAGGAGAAUAAGAUAGAUUCUGUUGCCGUUAACAUUUCAAGCUUGGUUCUUGAGAAUCAGCAACCUCGGAUAUCAAAAGCACAAAAGAGACGGGAAAAGAAAGCUGCAUUGGAAAAGGAACGGGAAGAAAGGAUAGCUGAAGCUGAAAUUGAGAACUUAUCUGGAGCCAGACACAUAGAAAGUCAAAAACUUGCUCAAAUAUUGGCAGCCAGGCAGUUGGAAAUUAAACAUAUUCCAUCUGAUGGCCACUGCAUGUAUAGAGCCAUUGAAGAUCAGCUGAAGGAAAAGGAUUGCUCUCUGACUGUGGCUGCCUUAAGAAGCCAGACUGCUGAAUAUAUGAAAAGCCAUGUGGAAGACUUUCUGCCCUUUUUAACAAACCCUAAUACAGGAGAUAUGUGUACUCUAGAAGAGUUUGGGAAGUACUGUGAUGAUGUUGUAAAUACAGCUGCAUGGGGAGGUCAGCUUGAGCUAAGAGCACUGUCUCACAUUUUACAAACACCAAUAGAAGUAAUACAGGCGGAUUCUCCUCCUAUUGUAGUUGGUGAAGAAUAUCCAAAACACCCAUUAAUGCUUGUAUAUAUGAAACAUGCGUAUGGCUUAGGAGAACAUUACAAUUCUGUUACACAGUUGAUGAACACAGCUACUGAAAAUCCCAGCUAGUUUACAGAAUGUCACACAAUUACGUUUUAGAACAGUUUUGUCAAUCAUAUCAUUCAUCCCAAGUUCUGGAUUGUUCUAAAUGUUACUGAAAAACACAACCACCUUAAAUGAGUUUUAUGAAAAAGCUUCUCAAAACGUUUUUCAGAGAUAUGCCAGAGAUAAAC
This is a messenger RNA of Orycteropus afer afer, 1142 nucleotides long. RefSeq names its product OTU deubiquitinase 6B (gene OTUD6B). Gene Ontology annotation, molecular function: cysteine-type deubiquitinase activity. Gene Ontology annotation, biological process: protein deubiquitination. NCBI's taxonomy places the organism in Eukaryota, Metazoa, Chordata, Mammalia, Tubulidentata, Orycteropodidae. The record is from RefSeq and is a predicted model, not a curated record.